CUACUACCAAUCAACUCGCUGUCACUCACGAAAACAAACUUCUGCCAAUUGAAGCGGCUUUUUGCUUCAAGCAAAUGCCAAGCAGUUUUAUUGCUUAUUAAUCAAUUCCUAGUUUAAAAAAUGUUUUAUCACAUUUCACUAGAGCACGAGAUACUGUUGCACCCGCGAUACUUCGGGCCACAGCUUAUCGAAACCGUCAAGCAGAAGUUAUACACCGAAGUGGAGGGAACCUGCACCGGCAAGUAUGGGUUCGUGAUAGCCGUCACUACGAUCGAUGACAUUGGUUCCGGUGUGAUUCUGCCCGGACAAGGGUUUGUGGUGUAUCCGGUCAAGUACAAGGCAAUUGUGUUCCGACCGUUCAAGGGGGAAGUGCUGGAUGCCGUUGUGACACAGGUUAACAAGGUGGGCAUGUUUGCCGAAAUUGGACCACUCUCCUGCUUCAUUUCGCACCACUCGAUCCCGGCGGAUAUGCAGUUCUGUCCGAAUGGUAACCCACCUUGCUAUAAAUCCAAGGACGAGGACGUGGUGAUAGCGCUGGAGGACAAAAUCAGACUGAAGAUCGUCGGAACAAGAGUGGACGCAACGGGCAUUUUCGCCAUCGGAACCCUCAUGGAUGAUUACUUGGGACUGGCCGGUAGUUAGGUUACUCGAGUGGACAUUUAAUUAUUGGAACAAGAUUUAGUUUUAAAGGGUGAUUCUUCGAUAGGAAAUAGAUUAUCAUUUGUAAUAAAAAUAUAGG
This is a messenger RNA of Toxorhynchites rutilus septentrionalis, 739 nucleotides long. It is a transcript of the gene Rpb7, whose product is annotated as DNA-directed RNA polymerase II subunit RPB7. NCBI's taxonomy places the organism in Eukaryota, Metazoa, Arthropoda, Insecta, Diptera, Culicidae. The transcript is spliced from 3 exons. The record is from RefSeq and is a predicted model, not a curated record. Gene Ontology annotation, molecular function: translation initiation factor binding; single-stranded RNA binding; single-stranded DNA binding. Gene Ontology annotation, biological process: transcription initiation at RNA polymerase II promoter; positive regulation of translational initiation; DNA-templated transcription. Bases 121 to 642 code for a protein of 173 amino acids. Gene Ontology annotation, cellular component: RNA polymerase II, core complex; P-body.